UUAACCACGACAUGUAUGCAGUGAAAGAAGAGUUAAAUCUUAGACAUGAGAACUGAAAUACUUUCUGAAAUUUGAAAUUGUAUUUUUAUUCUUGCGUUUACAAGCCAAAUGUCACGCCCUUUUUACGUCAGGACUUGGAUCACCGAAUAGACUUCCGCAAAGCACAGGAGUGGAAAGGUUGUGAGUAGAGGACUGAGGUGCCUUUGGUAUCAGGACUAAAGACGUAGUUGUGAGGUGCUCCCACAAGCACGUUUUUCAACUGAUAUAGUCAACCAUCUCACAGCCGGUAGAAAACUAAGAAAGCAGAACAAAUGAGGAUUCCCACCAAUAAGCUGCAGCAGCUCACCAUCUACUCCACUGUGCUGACGGGUGGAGGAAUUGCCACCAUGUACUAUUUAAUGCAAAGGAAAUUUGCAGACUCAGAGUACCACAGAUUAGCUGUUCAGAAGUUGGAAGAAUGUCCAAUUGCAAUGGAGAGUCUAGGGGCCCCACCUUUAAAAAUCCACAAUAUUCAUCUGACUGACAGAACUAACCGAGUAGAUCAGCAAAAAGCACAGAUAAAGAUUCCUGUGACUGGUUUAAAAACUGGAGGAUACCUGUACACUUCUUCAGUUAGAGACAAUAACACCAACAGAUGGAACUUGAAGCAAGCAGUUCUGCAACUCCGGGAAGGACAAACCUUUGACCUAAUGAAUCCACCAGCAGCAUCAGCACAAACACCAGCAUUAGAGCAAACUGAGGAGCUGGUGAAAGACGGCUGGCUAUGACCUAACUCCAUGUACUAAAAGAGAAAUGAAGGUGAAUGUUACCCUGUUUCAACCUGCCAAAUGGACAACUAUCUACUUAAUUUAUAUUUUUAGCUAGAACUUGAGGAAAAGUUAGUGUUUCAUUUUUUUUACCAAUAUGUCAUUGUAUGUUGCUGGAAAGCAGUGAUACAUGUAUUGUCGAUGUUUUUUUUAACCAAAAUAUUUCUUGUGAACAUCUCUAGAUGCAUGAAUAUCAAUGAGCCCGUUAAUAUCCACACUAAUACGCUGAUCAUUAUCCAGUUUUUGGAGUUAUCAGAUUAUUCAAGUGAUCAUGUAAACCAGGGGUAUUCAGAUCUGGUCUUCAAGGGCCGGUAUCCUGCAUGUUUUAGAUAUUUCCCUCUUCCAGCCCACUUGGUUCAAAUUAUGAUCAGUGGAUGAAAGAAUCAGAUAAGGUCCGCACAACCUGUGAGCUCCCAAAAAAUUUUAUUCACCAUAAGUAGUGAUGUUUCGGGCCACAACCCUUCAUAAGACAUUAUCUGAUUCUUUCAUCCACUGUUUCUUUGGGAUCCUUUAGUGACUGGAUGUGCGUGUCAUCAACUCUUUUCAAUUAAUGAUCAGCUCAUCAUCAAGCUCUGUAGAAGCCUGAUAAUGAUGUAAUGGCUUCUAGGUGUGAUGGAAGAGGGAACUAUCUAAGACAUGCAGGAUACCAGCCCUCAAGGACUGGAUUUGAAUACCCCUGAUGUAAACGGUAUAAUCUGACAUACUUUAUCAGAUAACAGCAGUAAUCUGAUUAUGAGAAACCAGAAUAACACCUGAGUUUCUCCUCAAUGCUCUGAUGUCUUCAUGCAUGUAUACAGGUUAAUCUGAUUUAUUUCUUCUUUUACUUCUGUAUAUGUGUAAAAACAAUUAAAAUCGUAGAAAAUGGAAGUUACAUAGUCAAACGUGAGUGGAACACAAUAACAAAUGAAUAAUAAUAACUCCGAAGGAAAUCCGAUAAUGGACUAGAACAUGUAAACCAGGCUUUUUGAUGAUCGUAUUUCUGAAGUGCACAUAAAUGCAUCAGAUCUAAUUAUUACAGUUCUUUAACUACUGCCAGUUAUCAGAUUUUUAUGGUCAUGUAAACAGGCUGAUUGUUACAGUAUUUUAAUGUGUCUGGGCACUUUUAAGCACUGUGUAGUAGAAAUUGCACUGACAUGGAGAACUUGAUUUUUAAUUUAUUGUAACAAAUGAUACCCACUCUUGUUAUGUAGCAAAAAAGGGCUGAUAUGCUUCACUUUUAAGUCUGAGCUCUGUGUAACAAAGCUUCAUGAAGUGAAAUCUUUAAGUGGUGUAUUUUGUCAAGGCCUGACUCCGUGGUAAAAACAGCUACCAGGUGGGGCCGAUUCUCAGAUGAGAAGUAUUUCAACAUAAGAACAUAUGCCUGUUAACUUUUAGCCCUAUUGAGAACAGAAAAUGUAAAUAUCACAUUUCAGAUAUUCUGAAAUGAAAGUUGUGUGUUGCCAUUCAUUGUGAGGAAAUUAACAUUGGAGGGAAUUGUGUUCAGAUAGAUGUUAAAAAAAAAAAACAAAAGUACAUUUCAUAUAGAAAAAAUAAAACUGUUAUUACACUACAUUCAUACUGUUCACGUUUUGCAUGUAAAACAGCAUCAUAUGGCCAGGUAAGGGGGUAAACUGUCAAAGAUAAAACAGUCAAAACCUCAGAUGACAGAAGACAAUUGAUGAUACAGCUGAGUAGACACUUCAUCCUCCGUUUGUGUGUUAUUGUCUGAUGGCUGAUUACUAUAGCAGUCUAAGUGAAAAAAGUAGGUCUUAGCUAUUGUUAAAAAUAAAAUUAAGAGAUGUUGCUGGCAUGAAGAAUUCCAAACAAUUGGCAAAAAGUUGGCUUCAUAUUGAAAGAACAGAACAACUGGUCAAUAGAGACCCACAGUAGAUCAACAUGUGGAGGGAACUGUGAUACUGUAGCAAGUGGCAGGAGCUGAGUGUACGUAAGUGUGUGGGGCUUCCAGUUUUUCAUAAGUAAAUAAAUAAGAUACUAUGAAAUGAAUAUUUAUAAUGAAGUAAGACUUUACAAAAUGAAUAAUAAUUUAAAUAAAUGCAAUUAUUAUAAUAUUGACCACAAAAGUGUGAAAUAAAGUUGUUUUUAAAUUGGAGUUCAUUAUUUAUUAUUAUGUAAUAUUUUCAUCUGGUUUAAAAAUCUGCUCAAUGUUAUUAUGAAAUAUAAUUUUACAGUGAUUGGCUGAUGUUUUCAGAUUGACUACCUUCUCAUUAAACCCUGGCCAUGAACAUGUCUGUGCCCAUCUCUGGUCAGGCUACUGUUCAGCAAGAGCAAUGAAGCGAAGGCAGGAGAUGACAUCAUUUAUUGUAUGGGUCAUGCUGUCGUAGGAAAAAUAAAUUUGAACCAAAGUUUACAUACAGUUGUGCUCAAAAUUAUUCAUACCUCUGCCAUUUUUUGUGAAAUUAAUUUUUGCAAGUAUGAAUAAGUUUUGUGAAGUUUAUGACUUAUGUGAUACACAAGUGACAGAAUAACCAGUUACACUUGAAGAAAUACUUUCUCUCUACUCUCAAAAUUACUCAUACUUACUCAUACUCAGUUCAGUGUCUUAAUAGUGGUCUUUGCUCUUGAUGAUCGCGUCCACAGGCUUUCUGCGUGUCUCCCGUGGGAUGUUGGCCCACUCUUCCUUACGAGACUGAUCUCAAUAAAUGGCGUUUUAUGUCAUGCUAGUUCUUAUGGCAUUUGGUGCGCUAUACAUUAUGCAUUUUCAA
Messenger RNA from Sphaeramia orbicularis (orbiculate cardinalfish), 3508 nucleotides. RefSeq names its product cytochrome C oxidase assembly factor 1 (gene coa1). Bases 312 to 767 code for a protein of 151 amino acids. Gene Ontology annotation, cellular component: mitochondrial inner membrane. The record is from RefSeq and is a predicted model, not a curated record. Gene Ontology annotation, biological process: mitochondrial respiratory chain complex I assembly; mitochondrial respiratory chain complex IV assembly. The transcript is spliced from 5 exons. NCBI's taxonomy places the organism in Eukaryota, Metazoa, Chordata, Actinopteri, Kurtiformes, Apogonidae.